This is a messenger RNA of Triticum aestivum (bread wheat), 1643 nucleotides long. Its product is annotated as skin secretory protein xP2. The record is from RefSeq and is a predicted model, not a curated record. NCBI's taxonomy places the organism in Eukaryota, Viridiplantae, Streptophyta, Magnoliopsida, Poales, Poaceae. The transcript is spliced from 2 exons. The coding region runs from base 376 to 1407 and encodes 343 amino acids.
UUUUCCAUGUUUUUACCAAUUUUAAGCAAACUUGUGCCACAAAUUAUCCCAUUUAAUAUAUAUUUUUCUGCUUUAGUGCUGAUGUGCAUGCCACGUCGGCUGGUUUAUUUUACUCUGUUUUUUUUCUGGUUUGCUCUCCAUUUGGCAGGGGUUGAGUCCUACUCCCUCCGUCCCGUUCAGAUUUACGGGGUCUGCUGCUCGGAGUUGAUGUUCUUCGAGUCUCCCAGAGUGGCACCUUUGGCACCAGCGGUCGAGACUUCUUUCCCAGGGGUGGUGAAGGUAGUUCAUGGACCAUUGACCGAGGCGCAAAUUAUUCAGCAGCUGCGGGAACUCGCCCCGGUUUGAUGAGUGGAAAAAGAAGGAGCCGCAGGGCAUAUGCCGUUGAGGCAGAUUUGGGUUCGUUUCUCCGGGGCACCAUCUGAUCCCUUGGAUAGCUUCUUGGUGACGUGGAGUUUGGGGUCUUUGAUCGGCAAGACUGAACAGGUGGAUAUGCCAUUCACUCGGGCCAACGGGGUGGCGCGUUUACUUGUCAGUGUUGCUAAUAUUGAAUUCUUGCCGAAUGUGGUGCAUUGGACAUACGAUGGUGUUAUGUAUCAGCUGGACAUUUUGUAUGAGGAUCCUAAUUUGUUCGAUGAGUUUGAGGAUGAUAACCCUAUGGACACGACUGAGGGAGGAGGUGCCUCGGGGAACCAGGAUGAUUCGGCUAUGGGUGAUGAAGACAGGGCCAAUGGUCAGGUUGGUCCGUCUGAGUCUACUAAUAUGGCUCCUGCGAGGUCUUCUGGGGUUGCUCCGACAUCCACUUUGCAGCUUGGGUCCUUGGGACCGUUCUCUGCUCCACCUAGGCUGUGGGGUGUAUUUUCGGGUUCCGUGGAUCCCGUGGCUCCUCUUUGUGCGCCGAUGGUUCUUGAGUUGGGAGAUACCGAGGGGCAGGUGGCCCUUCCCACGACUCCUACCUCGCUGAUGGCUACCGUGGAUGGUACUGCGACUGCGGCUAUGGCUAGUGGUGACGGGCAGGAGGCCCGGUCUCCUGUGAUGCUGACGCCGACGGCGCCCAUGGAGGACUCGGCGCUCUUCCCCACGUCGCCGCGCGCAGGAGGAGGGGUGGCUGUGCAGGAGGCCGCCGUCUCUCUUUGCCCCGUUGCGGUGGUCGGGUCAGGUGAUGCGCUCGUCUCUCCGGCUGCCUCUCCGGAGCACCGUGAGCGGGUCUCCCCGGCCCCUGCUGCCGGCGGGUCGCCCGUGGACAGGCCCGGGGAGCCACUGUUGGGGGAUGGGCAGGAGGCCUUUCCCCUAGCAGAGCUUCUUGCGAGGAGGUCAUCGCCUUUGGCGGUAUCCCGGACCCGGUCUCCCAGGGGAGGCGGGUCAGCGGGAGGCUGUAGGAGCAGCCGAACGUUGAUGACAUGCAGCUGAGGUGUGCUUUGAGAGCAGCCAAGCUGCGCGACGUCAAGACCUCCACUGGUAUGUCGGUUAAUAAGUCGAAUUCCAUUUUACAUUUUACUGAUGUUGAAAUUAUUCAUAAUGCAAAUCAAGUAGGUGUUUCACUUGGUAAAAAUGAUAUUGAGGUUUCUAGGUCGGUUAAUGACAUUCUUGAUUUGGAAGCUGAUCGUGCGGUAGAAAUGAUCCGUCACAUUUCUGCUGUUAAACCU